UCCCAACAGCCCUCCCUUUCUAGCGUUCCUUUCUUGCCUCUUUCCCCCAACCACCUUCAAAACCAUCCCCCUUCUCCUCCCAAAAAACCAUUUCAACCAAAAACCUCCAUCAACCCCUCGCAAAUCCCAUUUCUUCGCCUCUCUGAUCAAACUUUAUGCAUAUCCCACUGCCGAUUACUAAAUCCCUAAAGAUCUCCCUCUUCCCCAUCUCCUUCAUUCCCCAUUUCCCUCCAUGCUUCGCAAGAACUCCACUCCCAUUCCGUUUUCCAAAUUUCUCGCUAAAAUGAAUCAAAUCCUGCCCACCCACUUUCUUAUCCAACUCUCUCUCCCUCUCUCUCUGCAGUAGAGCCAGCAAAGAUGGCCACUACCGUCUCAAAACCCUCCCCAAGGCUCUCCAAAUCUCCCUCCCAGUCCCAAAGCUCUCCCCGUUCCGUCUCCACUCCCAAGUCCUCCUCUUCUUCGUUUUCUUCUCAUUUGGCCAUGGUGGAGCUCAAGUCCCGGAUGCUAUCCGCCCUCUCCAAGCUCUCCGAUCGCGAUACCCACCAGAUCGCCGUCGACGACCUCGAAAAGAUCAUCCGCACUCUCCCUUCCGACGGCGUUCCCAUGCUCCUCAACUCCCUCCUCCACGACCCUGCCCAUCACACCGACCCCAAUUCCCGGCAAAUUCACACCGUCGCCUGCCGCAAGUCCCUCCGCCUCCUCGCCCUCCUCUGCUCCUCCCACCCCGACCACGCCUCCGCCCACCUCCCCAAGAUUAUCGCCCACCUCGUCCGCCGCCUCAAGGACCCCGCCUCCGACUCCUCCGUCCGCGACGCCUGUCGCGACGCCGCCGGCUCCCUCGCUGCCCUCUACCUCCGUCCCUCCACCGCCGCCAACCCUGAGGACACCUCCGCCGUUGCCGGCGGCGGUGGGUCCUCCUCCCCGGUUGUUUCGCUGUUUGUGAAGCCCUUGUUCGAGGCGAUGGGGGAGCAGAACAAGGCGGUGCAGGCCGGGGCGGCGAUGUGCCUCGCUAAAGUGGUGGAGUGUGCUAGGGGUGGUGGGGAUGGGGAAGGGGGACGGCCGGCGACGGGUGGAGCGGCUUUUCAGAGGCUGUGCCCCAGGAUCUGCAAGCUUCUUGGUGGACAGAGCUUUCUGGCAAAGGGCGCGCUGCUUUCGGUUGUUUCUAGCUUGGCUCAGGUAGGAGCACUCGUCCCCCAGAACAUGCAACAAGUGCUGCAAAGUGUUCGUGAAUGCCUUGAGAAUAGUGACUGGGCUACCCGAAAGGCAGCAGCUGAUACAUUGAGUGUGCUGUCAUCUUCUUCAAGCCAUCUGAUUGCUGAUGGGGCUGCUCCAACAAUAGCCGCUCUAGAGGCUUGCCGUUUUGAUAAGGUGAAACCUGUUAGAGAUAGCAUGAUGGGGGCAUUGCUGUCAUGGAAGAAGAUUGCAGGAAAGGUAGAAGAUGGAACUUCAGAGGACUUAAAAGAUGGUAACAAUUGUGAAUCAGCUGAUACUGAAGAAAAGUCGGAUAAUAAAAGGUCAAAUGCAAGCAAUAGAAGAUCAGAGUUUGUUAAAGAUUCAUCUGCUACUUCUUCACCUACUAAUGGUGAUACUCUCUCGACAGAGAAAGGUAGUAACAUACCCGAGAAAGCAGCUGUUUUAUUGAAGAAAAUAGCACCUAUGUUGACUGACAAAGAGUUGAAUCCAGACUUUUUCCAAAAGCUUGAAACAAGAAGUUCUGAUGACUUGCCUGUAGAAGUAGUGGUACCUCAUAGGUGUCAUCAGUCUUCCCACUCACAAGGUGUAGAAGGACCAGAAUUGUUUGAUAGUGAUUCCAGGGGCACACCUCAGGGCACAUCAAAUCAUGAUGGUUUGGCAUGCCAUGAGUUGAAUGACAUUCAAGGAUGUGUCCAUGCUAAUUAUCAGAAUGCGGGGAAAAGAGUUGGGUUGUACAAUAAACUACAAGAGUCAGGUGAUUCUGCUCAGGAUAAGUGGACAGAACAAAGAGAAUUUCGGGUGAGAGACUCAAAAGGAAGGGUUAUUGAUGAUAGGGUUGAAGUCAGCCAGAGGGUUCCCUCUGCCUGUGUAAAUAUCUUCAGACCUGAUGUUCAUGCUGAAGGGUCCUUCAUAAAUAACAAAGGGAACUGGUUAGCCAUUCAGAGGCAAUUAUCACAAUUGGAGAGGCAACAAGCCAAUCUUAUGAACAUGUUGCAGGAUUUUAUGGGAGGCUCCCAUGACAGCAUGAUAACUCUAGAAAACAGAGUUCGGGGUCUUGAGAGGGUUGUUGAGGAGAUGGCACGAGAUUUGGCAAUAUCAUCAGGAAGGAGAGGUGGUAACAUGGUGCUAGGUUUUGAGUCAUCUCCUGGUAGGUCCUCGAGCAAGUAUAUUGGCCUUCAUGACUAUUCAAGCUCAAAUUUUGGCAGGGGGGGUGAUGGGCGGAUUCCUUUUGCAGAAAGAUAUCUCUCAUCAGGUAGCAUAAUUUCUGGAUUUAGGGGAAGAGAUCCCCCUUGGAGAUCAGAUUCUGAAGCAUGGGAUGCUUACGGAUAUACAACCCUAAGAAAUGGAGUCAUGAACUCUAGGAGAGGUACUGGAGCUGUUGCUGUUGAUGGUAGGGCACCUAGAACUGAACAGGAUAGUGAUCAAGUUGGCAACAAGCGAGCUUGGGACAAGGGGCAAGGACCAUUUAGGCUUGGUGAGGGUCCUUCUGCAAGAAGUGUUUGGCAAGCCUCAAAGGAUGAGGCUACUUUGGAAGCUAUCCGGGUUGCUGGCGAGGAUAAUGGGACCUCGCGAGUUGCAAAACGAACAACUAUUCUAGAGCUCAAUGCUGAAGCUUUGACAGAUGAUAACCCGGGACAAGAAAGGGGUUCACUUUGGGCUUCCUGGACCCGUGCUAUGGAUUCUAUUCACAUUGGUGAUAUGGAUUCAGCAUAUGCUGAGGUUCUUUCUACAGGUGAUGAUCUGUUACUUGUAAAGUUGAUGGAUAAAUCUGGUCCGGUUGUUGAUCAACUUUCCAGUGAGACAGCAAGUGAAGUCUUGUGCAUGGUUGGACAAUUUCUUAUGGAACAAAGCUUGUUUGAUAUAGCUCUGACCUGGCUUCAACAGUUGACUGAUCUGGUCGUGGAAAAUGGAGCUGACGUGCUCAGCAUCCCCAUUGAAGGGAAGAGAGAGAUCUUGUUGAACCUUCGCCAAAUUUCUGCAAUCGAACCACGGGAGGAUUGGGAAGGGGCUACACCAGAUAAGAUAAUGAUGCAGUUAGCGUCCUCUUGGGGAAUCAAUUUACAACAGCUUAUCAAGUAGAAUCCUAGGUGAUCUCUCAUGGGUUGUGUGUACUUUGUUUUCUUAUAAUUUUUUGAUAGGCUUGGUUCUUAAGAAGCAUAUUGCAUUAUAUGUAAAUAAAUAUAGAGGGAAGAUGGAACAUGCACUACUCAUUAGCCACAAAUAUUGUUUUGGUGUUUUUUAUUUGUUUAUUUACCAAAUUUUCUUUCCCACCA
Elaeis guineensis (African oil palm) is the source of this 3467-nucleotide messenger RNA. Its product is annotated as TORTIFOLIA1-like protein 1. Gene Ontology annotation, molecular function: microtubule binding. Gene Ontology annotation, cellular component: cortical microtubule, transverse to long axis. Gene Ontology annotation, biological process: circumnutation; unidimensional cell growth; multicellular organism development. Lineage: Eukaryota; Viridiplantae; Streptophyta; Magnoliopsida; Arecales; Arecaceae. The record is from RefSeq and is a predicted model, not a curated record.